Acaromyces ingoldii is the source of this 546-nucleotide messenger RNA. RefSeq names its product RNA-binding domain-containing protein. Gene Ontology annotation, molecular function: mRNA binding. Lineage: Eukaryota; Fungi; Basidiomycota; Exobasidiomycetes; Exobasidiales; Cryptobasidiaceae. The record is from RefSeq and is a predicted model, not a curated record. The transcript is spliced from 4 exons. The coding region runs from base 1 to 546 and encodes 181 amino acids.
AUGGCUGCCAAGGUUUACGUUGGAAACUUGUCGUGGAACACCACCGACGAUGGCCUCGCUCAGGCUUUCUCGGCUUAUGGACAGCUCACCGACUACAUCGUCAUGAAGGACCGCGAGACUGGUCGCUCGCGUGGAUUCGGUUUCGUCACGUACGGCUCGCAGCAGGAGGCUGACGCAGCCAUUGCUGGUCUCAACGAGCAGGAGCUCGACGGCCGUCGCAUUCGUGUCAACAUGGCCAACUCCCGCCCAACUGGCAUGAGCGCUGGUAUGGGUGCUGGUGGCUACGGUGGUGGCUACGGCGGCGGUUACGGUGGCGCUCCCCAGACCUCGUUUGGAGGCUACGGCCAACAGGGCAACUUCGGCGGCCAGCAGGGCUAUGGCGGACAGCAAGGUUUUGCUGCUCAGGGCUACGGCGCCCCUCAGGGUGGCUACGGCGGUUACGGUGGCCAGCAGGGCUUCGGCGGUCAGCAGGCCUACGGCGGCCAGCAGGCUUUCGGUGGCGCUCAGCAGGGCUACGGUGCUCCUCAGGGCAACUACGGAGGGUGA